AUCGGUUCACAGUUCAGUGUCAAUUGAUGUCAGGACGCGGCUCACAACACUCAUCUCCCCAGGCUUUUAAUCGAGGCUGCACUAAACAGACAGAGAAAGUGUGUGCCUUCUGCCCCAGAACCAUGCCAGUUCUGUCCACCACUCACCGACUGCCACUUUCUGUGGAACGGGAGCGCAAUCGGGAGGACGACAGCCUCACCAACCUGCAGUGGCUACAGGACUUCUCCAUCUUGAGCACAGACUUGUCUUCCAUCGCCAACAGUCGCCCCCCUGUUCCCCGUGUCUCUCAGGGACCAUGCAGCCCACCAGCCGGUGAUACUGCUUCUUGCCAGGCCCCGCGCACUGGAAAACAGAGAGUCACAGUUCCCACAGCCUGGGCCUCCCUGCCAACUCUAUCCCCCAGCCCAGUACAGGAGGUGGAUUAUAGAACCAAUGCUAAUGUCAAGCCACCAUAUUCCUACGCCACCCUCAUCUGCAUGGCCAUGGAAGCCAGCCAGCAGCGGAAACUCACCCUAUCCGCCAUCUACAACUGGAUCACACAGAACUUCUGCUAUUAUCGGCAUGCUGACCCAAGCUGGCAGAACUCGAUCCGUCACAACCUGUCUCUGAACAAGUGCUUCAUGAAAGUCCCGAGGGGCAAAGACGAGCCAGGCAAAGGCGGAUUCUGGCAGAUGGAUCCUCGCUAUGCUGACAUGUUUGUAAACGGGGUGCUGAAAAGGAGAAGAAUGCCUUCCUCACACCUCGACCCACCACGCUGCAACAAGACCAUAGGCCACCAUCCCUAUCUGCCAGUUUCUAGACCUGGCAGCCAUCACAUGCAGCAUAUAUCCGGGGGUCACAGGCAGUCUCGCCGGUAUGAGAAGCCCAAUCCUGUUCUGCCGGCGUUUAGAGCCCCAGAACGACAAGGGGACACCCUGUUCACCCCUGAAGACCCUCUGCAAGGGAGCAACUUUGAUGAUCUGGAUUUACAAGCAGCCUUAAUAUCCAUGUGCUGGGAAGGAGAUCUGGCGGCUUCCAAUCUUAAUAGCACCCUUACCGGCAACUCAGGGAUGGACAUGAAUCAGCAGGAUCCUCCCAUGCAAGACAACCACUGGUACCUCUCCACGGAAGGGCAGCAGACCUGGGAGCAGGUAAAGGAAGAACCUGUGGUGGAGCAAUGGUACAGCGAAACUGGCUUUGUGGAAGAUGUGCUUUAUGAGUGUCCGCCUUGGGAACGAGUGGAGACCCUGUUAUGACCUAAGACUUAUUUACAGCUUUGUUAGAAGCGACAGAACCUAUACCCAAGGGGGUGAGAAUCCAUCAUCAAUCAUUUGAUCUCUCUGAACUCUUGUUUGAAGAGCUGCCAACUUCCAAACUGCACAAGGAAGAGACAGAUUGGUGCUCCGAAUGGGAUUUGUAUUUCAAUGACAACUACAAGAAAAUAGGAGGUACGGAUCCGAUGAAACCUUAUACACUAUGCUGUGGACUUUGUUGCCAUCCGUUUCUCUGUUGUACAGAGAGCCCUUAGCCAUAUGACUCCUACAGAGCUGCUAUGCCAUAAAUAUUCUUGGAAAACCAAACCCCUUCCUGUUCCAGGCCUUGGACUUGAUGGAAACUGGUCCCUGCAAGGUUGUGAGAAACUGUGGAGAGAAGUUUAUGAAAAGAGAAAUGAAAUCUUUAACGUUAAGAGUAUAUAGAUAUUUUUUACAGAUAUUUUCCAAUAAAUAGAAGUGCGGGAAUAAUUUUCUGGUGAUAAAUUUGCCGCAGUGCCUUCACUUGCAGGAUGCUGGGUGCUUUGAAAUUGAAAGACAAAGGGAGUAACCUGCUGCAGAAGUCCAUGCCUUCAAUAUAGGGCACUUGGCCUGUGUAGGAAAUGAACAGAGACUUUGGCUGCAGCCGGGGUUGUAACAGGACUGGUAAACUGUGUUGCCUUAAAAGCGAGUGGUUAGCCUAACUGUGUAUGGCAUGAUACAGGGAAUACAAGUUUCCAAUUUGA
Xenopus laevis (African clawed frog) is the source of this 1975-nucleotide messenger RNA. RefSeq names its product forkhead box J1, gene 2 L homeolog (gene foxj1.2.L). Gene Ontology annotation, cellular component: nucleus. Gene Ontology annotation, molecular function: sequence-specific DNA binding; DNA-binding transcription factor activity, RNA polymerase II-specific; DNA-binding transcription factor activity. The record is from RefSeq and is marked provisional. Gene Ontology annotation, biological process: regulation of DNA-templated transcription; regulation of transcription by RNA polymerase II. NCBI's taxonomy places the organism in Eukaryota, Metazoa, Chordata, Amphibia, Anura, Pipidae.